CUAUUGGAUAAAAAGUAAUAAUAGCUACAUAGUAAACAUUAGAAAGGACACAAGGAAAAGCUCCGCGUGUCUAAGCGUCCAUUGAUAAAUAGUGACUACUUAUCAUUCGUCGUCAAGACGUCUUGUAAUUGACCUUCGUAACUCAGUAUAAAGUUGCCUACAAAUUAUAGGGAGGCAUCAUUCAAGUACUAGUUGCUUAUUGAAAACUAUCACAAUGUUCAAAUUGUUCUUCUUUGCUUGCUUCUUGGCCUUCGCCGCCGCCAAGCCCGCUGUCUUCCCCGUUGCAUACACAGCACCAUUGGCAGCGUACACUGCUCCCGUAGCAGCAGCAUACACCGCUCCCGUAGCAGCAGCAUACACGGCACCCGUAGCGUACUCUGCGUACACCGCGCCCGUCGCCGCUUACUCUGCCUACACCUACGCCUCUCCUUACUCUGCAUACUACUUCCGCUGAUUUAUAUACCUCAACGUUGUACCUAUGCCUGUGAUAGAUAAAUAGUCUUCUUCGAAUAAAUUAUGUGAAGCAUAUUA
This is a messenger RNA of Maniola jurtina (meadow brown), 531 nucleotides long. RefSeq names its product cuticle protein 18.6-like. The coding region runs from base 215 to 454 and encodes 79 amino acids. The record is from RefSeq and is a predicted model, not a curated record. NCBI's taxonomy places the organism in Eukaryota, Metazoa, Arthropoda, Insecta, Lepidoptera, Nymphalidae. The transcript has 2 exons.